Molecule: messenger RNA, 697 nt
Organism: Papilio polytes (common Mormon)
Lineage: Eukaryota; Metazoa; Arthropoda; Insecta; Lepidoptera; Papilionidae
Product: lipopolysaccharide-induced tumor necrosis factor-alpha factor homolog
Exons: 3
Coding region: 88-483 (131 amino acids)
Molecular function (GO): zinc ion binding
Source: RefSeq, a predicted model, not a curated record
AUCAGUUUUGGUCUUAUUACCAAAAAACCGUGUUGUGUAUACACUAUAAUUUUUUAAUAGUGAUUUAAGUGAGGAAAUUUUAACAAAAUGCAAUCUGAAACUGAAAUGAAAGAGAGAGGUGCACCGCCUCCAUACUCCGACCCUCCACAAAACCCGGCACCACAAGUAAUUCCUCAACCAGUGAUAGUAGGAACCGCGGUGGCAUAUCCUGGUGCCACUGUAGUACCAGGAGUCACCACCACCAUGGUGAUAGGGAACCAAAUGGGCGCAUCACCAUCGCUUUAUAUAUGCAAAUCAUGCAACAAUCAAAUAAUAACGAGGGUUGAAAGGAAGCCAUCACUUAGGACACAUCUAUUUGCCUUGUUAUUGUGUGUUGUUGGAUGCUGGCCACUCGUAUGUUUACCUUACUGCGUGGAUUCAUGUAACAAUGCUGACCAUUACUGUCCCAAUUGCAACUCCUACCUCGGAUCUUACUUAGGCUAACGAUUUGGGAUUACUAUUUGGUUAGGUUUGAUAUAACUUAAUACAGAUAGACGAUGUUUUAAGUGAUGUUUAACGCGGUUUAGUAACGUGACUGUUACUAUGCACGUUUGAGCAAUACGUAACUAUUGAUUGUUUAAGAAUCUAAGAAUACAUACAAAGGAUGGUAAUGUGAUUAUAUACAAGUUAUUCGAUAGUUGAAACUGUAUAAUUUAUU